UGAAAAAGCGAAAAGAAAGAAAAAGAAAAUGGACAACGAGCAGAACCAAGACCGUGCCCCAGAGCCUCCAGCAAAGCGCAAGUGCGUGCGCUCAGAGGAAACUGAGCGCCAGGAGACUUUGGAGCAGAUUGCCGUUCUGCGUGCUACCUUUGCUGAAGAGGUAGAGGUGCUGAAGCGUGGCCUGGCCAAAAUCUCCAUGGAAAAGGCUAUGCUGCUGGCCUCCUCGGCCAGGGUGGAGGCCAUGAUCAAUCAGAUUAACACCAUCACGCCCAGCUUAACCAAGAGCGUUGAUCUAUUGAUUCAGCAGAGUCAGCUGAUUAGCGCCCAGGUAGGCCAAGGCAUUCGUCCGCUAAGCGGCGGUACCAUUGCUAAAAUGGUAAUGCUUCAGGUGCAGCUAGCCAGAAAGGAGCAGCUGGUGCAGGAGUUGCGCGACAAGCUAGAGAUGCAUGCUGCCACCAUAAAUCGGCUGCAGGAGGCCUUCACCAGGGACACUGAGAAGGAGAUAAAUACUCGUCGCGAAAUGGAGCGCACCGUGGAUGCAAUGCUGCGCUCCAUUGACGCCAAUAUGACUUGUGCGAUCUGUCUCUCGGAGUGGAGCAAGCUCGGCGAGCAUCCCGUCGUCUCGCUGCCUUGCGCCCAUAUCUUUGGCGAAGAGUGCGCCUACGCCAGUCUGAAGGCCUAUCAGCACUGCCCAAUGUGCCGCAACCCGUGCACAACUGCCGACAUCAAGCGCGUCUACAUGGAGGCCGAAUAGGCCCACUCGCACACCCACUCAUUGAAAGCAACACCCCAUCAAGCAACUAUGAACACUCGAGUUUAUAAUGUAUUUCAUUUCAGACAAGCCAGACAACAAAAUCAUUGUAUAACACUUGCGUGUGACACGCGUGUGGCUUAGACAAGCAGCUAAACAAACAGAAAAUCAGAAGACAAAAAAUUAACAUACACACACACAAGAAUCAGCACACAUACAGAAAAAAGAAAAACUUUCAAGUCUAAGUCACACACGCGCUCACACGCAAAAAAUCAGCACAUAAAACACCAAAAUCUAACUCACAUACGCAAAAAAUCAGCGCACAUACACAUACACAUCAGCACAACGAACAUAUGUAACUAAUAAAGAAAUGAAAACAUUCUAGAAA
Drosophila arizonae is the source of this 1139-nucleotide messenger RNA. RefSeq lists its product as uncharacterized. Lineage: Eukaryota; Metazoa; Arthropoda; Insecta; Diptera; Drosophilidae. Gene Ontology annotation, molecular function: ubiquitin-protein transferase activity. The record is from RefSeq and is a predicted model, not a curated record. Gene Ontology annotation, biological process: interstrand cross-link repair; protein ubiquitination. Gene Ontology annotation, cellular component: nucleus.